Molecule: messenger RNA, 446 nt
Organism: Microdochium trichocladiopsis
Lineage: Eukaryota; Fungi; Ascomycota; Sordariomycetes; Xylariales; Microdochiaceae
Exons: 1
Coding region: 123-347 (74 amino acids)
Source: RefSeq, a predicted model, not a curated record
CGACGGUCUCAGAGUUGGUUGGCGGGAUGCUCCUCCUUGGGGCCAUCAUCGUAGUCCAGGGGCCCUUGCUCUGGACGAUGUUGGAUCCGGCGGCCGCGGCGAAGUGAACCGGGAUGUAAGAUAUGUCGGCGCUCUUGGGAGCGCACAGGUUUUUUUUUUUGGAUCGGCUUUAUUGUUGUUGUAUCUGGCGGUUAUGGAUGUUGUUUGGGUUGUUGGCUAGUGAAGAGCUAUACGGCCAGCGUAGCUUGAGUGCUCGUGUCCUUAGACGGAUGUACUUGAUAGCUCUGCACCGACCACUUCUACCUAUUCAAGUAUCUUAUGAUAUUACGCUAAUUUCAACCUAUUGAACGCCAUUUGCUAUGCUGAGGUGAAAGCCCACUUGCUUUGAUCAAGGACCUGCCCUGUGGCCUCGAUACUCCUGUAGUGUCCUCCCUUCGAAUUUGUAU